Messenger RNA from Astrephomene gubernaculifera, 861 nucleotides. Lineage: Eukaryota; Viridiplantae; Chlorophyta; Chlorophyceae; Chlamydomonadales; Astrephomenaceae. The record is from the annotation of a GenBank genome assembly.
GGUAUACUUUGCAAAAAGUUGUCGUCGUUGUGUUACUUUGCACACAUUUAUACAAUAUAGUAUAUACUUCUGCUUUAAGCUUCCUUGUAGCAGUUGGAAAAGAGCAGGAGUUAUGGACGUGUCGCGGGGUGCCAGCCACGCCGAGGCUGCGCCCUCGACUGGUACCACGAUUGUAGCAUGCACGUACAAAGGAGGCGUCGUUCUGGGUGCUGACGGGCGAGUUAGCAUAGGGAAUUACAUUACAAACCGCGCAUCCAACAAGAUCGCACCCCUCGCGGAGUACAUUUUCCUAUGCCGCUCUGGCAGUGCACCAGACACACAGAUCAUUAGCGAUAACGUUAGACAUUACCUAGACCAGAUUAGCGCCGAGUCCGGGGAGGAGCCUACAGUGGAAAUGGCGGCUAACCUGGUCCGCUUGAUCAACUACAACAACAAGGACCACCUGGUGGGGGCCAUGCUGGUGGUGGGCUGGGACCGACACGGCGGGGGGCAGGUGUACGGCGCACCCAUCGGCGGCACACUGUCCAAGGAGAAGUGGGCGAUCGACGGGUCGGGCAGCACCUACAUCUGGGGCUACUGCGACAGCGAGUUCAAGGACGACAUGACCCGCGAGGAGGCGGAGCACUGGGUGAUGGAGGCGAUUGCGCUGGCCAUGACGCGCGACGCCUCCUCCGGCGGCGUCAUCCGGCUGGUGACGCUGGACGGCCGCGGCGCCCACCACACCUACAUCUCGGGGGACAAGGUGCCGCAGUUCGUGGGGGAUCUGCCCUUCCCCGCGGGGGCUUCGCCGGCGCCGUUUGGGGCGCCUGCGGCGCAGCAGCAGCAGCAGCAGGCGGCAGAGGCGGGCAUGGUGAUUGGGUG